Messenger RNA from Paramisgurnus dabryanus, 2587 nucleotides. RefSeq lists its product as uncharacterized. Gene Ontology annotation, cellular component: nucleus. Lineage: Eukaryota; Metazoa; Chordata; Actinopteri; Cypriniformes; Cobitidae. The record is from RefSeq and is a predicted model, not a curated record. Gene Ontology annotation, molecular function: mRNA binding.
UCGGUAGGAGGCGCCAACUCUCAAACGCUUCACUGUGCAUGUGACCAUAACCAUCCCCCAUCACUCAAACCAACCACUGGCACAGUCAGCGUCCAUUAUCCGCAACUCAGCGCGCGUUUUCGAUACAGUUGCUUAUUGAAGGAACUGCUGAGUUUGAGACCUUGCACCUCCGAUCAACCAAAGACUGAUUUAUCAAAAAAUCCGCUCUUCCCGUCCAAAAUGGUGAAGAUAUUUGUUGGCAACGUAGCUUCCGAGACCACUGAAGAUGAGCUCCGUGCUUUGUUUGAGAGCUAUGGCCCUGUGUCCGACUGUGACAUUCUGAAAAACUAUGGCUUCGUCCAUAUGGACGAGGAAGUGUCCGCCCAGAAGGCUGUCUCAGCUUUGCACAAGCACGAGCUCAAUGGUUCUCGUAUCACUGUUGAGUAUGCCACCACUAAGGUACGCAAUGCCACCAAGAUCUACGUGGGCAAUGUUCCUGACGGUGUCAACGCAGCCAAAAUCAAGGAGCUCUUCCAGCCGUUCGGCAAAGUGGUGGAGUGCGAUAUUGUGAAGAACUAUGCAUUCGUUCAUAUGCAGAGAGAAAAUGAGGCUAUGCAGGCUAUUUCAGAGCUUAACCACUCUAAAUUGGAGGGCCAAAAGAUCUUUGUUUCUCUGUCUCGCAAUAACCCAUCCAGAAAUGGCAGAGGGGAGGACUAUUUUCCUCCUCCUCCUCCUCCACAUCACUAUCCACCUCACCCACACCACCAUCCCGACUUCCUCCCCCCUCGCCCGCCGCCUCGUGACUACUAUACGCCUCGUGGCCGAAUUCCACCCCCUCCUCUCCCACCUCCGCCACCACGCGCCUACUAUGACCGUGUUAUGUACGAGAGAGGAGUCCGCCCUGACCCGUACGCUGCCGCCUCCCCUCGUUUUUAUGAGCGGGAUCCAUACGACAGACGCCCUGUGCCCCCCCAACGACCGGUCACGCCUCCUCUAGCUGCCCGCUACUACCGUGAGCGCAGCCCUCUUGGUGGUCGUCGCUCUCUCCUGCCUCCGCCUCCCCCUCCACCCUCUUCUGCCGGCUUCGCUCGCGGUUUUUCCCGCAAUGGCGCUAGCUCGGUGCCCCCACCCCCUUCCGCUGCUUCCUCCCACUAUCAGCGCUACUCUCUUGGCUCAGGCUUUGAUAAGGAUGAUUAUUUGGAGGACAAAUACAGCAACGGCUUCGGCCGUAGCUACUAAGCAUGCUUUGUCCUGGAAGUUUGUUAGUCCCUUUUUUUAUUUGAGAGGACGAGUUAUCAGAGGGGUACCUUCAGGGAGUUCGGGAUGAAUUUUGUAGUAUUUCGUGUUUGUAGCUAUUUUAGACAAUGAAUCAAACAGCUAAAUCUAUACUCAUUUAUUAAUAAAAUUACCUCUCUGCCCAAUGAAGGAAUAGAAAAGUUUUAUAGCAUGUAAAAAUUGACUAUAUUUGCCAUCCAUAUCAGUUUAAAUAUUUUUUAAAAGACCCUUGUUUGCUUGCAAAUUUUUUGCUUUAAACAUUUUUGGAACAUUUGCUAAAGUUCUACAAUACAAACGAUUGACUAAAUGGCAAGGUUAAGAUAACGAAUGUUUGCGUUAUUAUUACUUUUUUGUUAGAUAAUUUAACAAGUGCAUAGUUUCGAGUGUCUGUUUAAAAUCGAAGUAAGUCCUGUUCAGUGUGUACCUGCGUUUAUUUUUCUGUUUUUUUAUUUUGGAGUGAUAUUUAAUUUUUUUUCACCUUGUUAUCCAUGAGUCUGGAAGGGAACGCAUCUUUGCAGAUAUAAGAUUUUCUAUCAUGUCUUUGUAACCGACGGAUCAAUCCUGCUUUGCUUUUUUUUAUUUGAGUUAAUUUAUUUUAGUUUAAUCUCCUGGACUACCUUUAUUUAGGUGAAAAUAAUUUGCUAUGUUGGUGUUAAAAGUAAUGUUCGAUGAGAGUGGGAUGGAACAGAGAGGAAAUGGGUAAAGAGGUGGUUGUGGGCGGAGCUGUAUGCUUACUGACUGAUCAACCAAUCACAACCGAGCACAUGACAUCUACAAGGCGCUCAACUAUCGGAUCCGCCACCGCAUCGUAGGAUAAAGCACCACCGGUCGAAGGAAGCUCGGAAAAACACAUGACCAACCACACCCGCUGAACGUUUAAAAAUUAAAAAACAACGCUGAUUGAUAAGUGCAGUUUGUACACUGUAUUUCGAUAUUACGUUGUUUUAGAAAAUAGCUGAUUUUCCGACUCCGCAGACUCUUGAAAAAGUUUUUAAAGAUGAUAGGCUUAUUUUGACAUUACAUUACAAUGGAUGUGUUUGUGAUUCCUAUUUACUGAAUACUCAACAUUGUUACCUGUCCUACUUGUACUACUGCUGUUUGCAUACAUUGUUAGCGUACAGUUCUGUUAAAAUGUACGUAUGUUAAAAAAGUCUUUAAAGCCUGUUUCUGAUCCGUAACCGCUAACUUUAUCAUCUUGUCCAUUCGAGCAGCUAUGCGAUUGUUUGCAAAUGAUUCAAACUAUAUGCUUGUUUUUGAUUAAACGUAUAAAAACAUGUUUUACCAAUCGCUGUUCACCAUUUAGCCGCCUGAAUAAAAAUUCGAAUGACUCAGA